This is a messenger RNA of Haliotis rubra (blacklip abalone), 570 nucleotides long. RefSeq lists its product as uncharacterized. The transcript has 6 exons. Lineage: Eukaryota; Metazoa; Mollusca; Gastropoda; Lepetellida; Haliotidae. Gene Ontology annotation, molecular function: calcium ion binding. The coding region runs from base 81 to 539 and encodes 152 amino acids. The record is from RefSeq and is a predicted model, not a curated record.
CAUUUGUCGGCAAGCAAAUGUCAUUUAUUAUUUAGAAGGAUUACUGCUCCCGGUUGUGUGGUCCUCACGUAAUAAGAACCAUGUUUGAUCCUCUCCUAUUGGUCUCUCUCCUCGGAUCUGCAGCGACGUACAGCCAUGCUCACAGUCUCCGCCAAAGUGGCUGUGUCCACACCGGCAUCUUCUUCACCCCCAACGGGGUUGUCCGCAACAUCAUCAUGGACAUGGACAAAAAUGGCGACGGCACCCUGGAGCAGGGUGAGGUCGUGUCUGAGUUUGUCACCAGAUACGACAGUGACAACAACGGCGAGAUUUCGGAGGCCGAGUUUGUGAUUAAGUGGAUCUUGCGGUACCACGAUGGGCGCGACUUCGCCGUGUACCUCUUCCACCACUUCGACAAGAACGACGACCUUAAACUUACACCUGCCGACUUCCUUGCUCUGCGCACAGAGAUAGAUAGUGACGGUGACGGUAAAUUGUCUGAGGCCGAGUUCGAAACAUUCAUGAUCGACAUCUACAAGAACUGCGUUCCUGGCAGUUAGAAUUGACAAAUAAAGUCACUUAUAAACAAUA